Hydractinia symbiolongicarpus is the source of this 1810-nucleotide messenger RNA. RefSeq names its product T-box-containing protein TBX6L-like. NCBI's taxonomy places the organism in Eukaryota, Metazoa, Cnidaria, Hydrozoa, Anthoathecata, Hydractiniidae. Gene Ontology annotation, molecular function: RNA polymerase II cis-regulatory region sequence-specific DNA binding; DNA-binding transcription factor activity, RNA polymerase II-specific. The transcript is spliced from 7 exons. The record is from RefSeq and is a predicted model, not a curated record. Gene Ontology annotation, cellular component: nucleus. Gene Ontology annotation, biological process: regulation of transcription by RNA polymerase II; cell fate specification; positive regulation of DNA-templated transcription. The coding region runs from base 172 to 1647 and encodes 491 amino acids.
CUUUGACAAGCCACGUGUGAAAACUGUAGAAAAAGUUUGUAUCUCCGAAGGAAGUGUUGUUAUCCAGUUGGGCGACAGUUUUCUCCAAGUUGGUGAAAUUUUUGACUAAAAACUGGUCAAAAUAACGAUUUGUGCUAAAUAAGAUAACUUUCUUUGACAAAAACUAUUAUUAUGAGUGACGUCUGGUACGGUGAAGGGAAUGUAACAACACCACCUACAACGACAGUGGAAACUCCUAUUGGAUGCGGUUAUCAAAAUGCUUCGCCUGCAGCCACUGCGUGUUCCACUUACGACAACACUUACGACAUGACAAAAAAUCAGGACGUCAUACCAAGUCCUAUCAUCAAUAGCAAUGCUUUCCAAAACUGUUUUUAUUCACAACCCCAAGAGUAUUCUUCGGCAUAUCCAAAGCAGCAAGAGAUUGGAAUUAAGUCUGAAUGCUUCAAUGAUAAUGGCAACAUAGACCCAUACAACUAUCCCGAGUUCGGCAAGUAUGAGAACUGUCUGCGUUGGCCUCAAAACCAAAAUGUUAUAUCGCCUUACUCUGCUCGAUUAUGGUCAAGAAUGUCGCGACGAAAUAAUUCGCAAGUCCGAGAUAGUCCGAUUAAAGUUAUACUGGAAAACAAAGGCUUAAUGGAACGGUUUAAUAAACAUUGUACGGAAAUGAUCAUCACAAAAACAGGAAGGAGGAUGUUUCCCUCUCCGCAAAUCAGCUUACAAGGUUUAGAGCCGAACACAAAGUACUUUGUUCUAUUUGACAUUGUACCAGCUGACGAUAACAGAUAUAAAUUUCAUCAUUUCAACUGGGUUGUAGCUGGGAAAUCGGAACCUCUUCCUCCAUCCCGAUUUUAUAUUCAUCCGGAGUCACCGUUAACAGGUAACCAGUGGGCGAAACAACAAAUUGCUUUUCAUAAAGUGAAAUUAACCAAUAACACGUGUGACCAGCAUGGGCAUAUGAUCCUAAAUUCGAUGCACAGAUAUCAACCUCGUAUUCAUGUUGUAGCAGCAUGUGAUAUCUACGCAGUUCAGUUCCAACCUUUCCACACAUACACAUUCCCGGAAUGUCAGUUCAUUGCUGUGACGGCGUAUCAAAAUUCACAGAUCACACAACUGAAAAUUGAGCACAACCCUUUUGCGAAAGGUUUCCGAAAACCCGAGAAAGAAAAAAGAGAGAAAAGAAAAAUCAGCGUAAAAGACGAUUGCAUCCCAGCAAAGAAAUGCGACACCAACAACGGUGAGCCAUCCCACGAAGGUUCGGAAAAAGACAAAGAAGUUAAGGAAGAGACAGAGCAAAAACGUGAGAUAGGUUACUAUGAUUUAAACCAAAAUCGUUGGAACUAUCCUGCUAUGUCAAAUUUGUAUAACUACAGCCAACAGCGACAUGAAAUGCCCCAACCCUAUCCAUACCUAAGGCGUUCACCACUACCGACUAAUUAUUUCCCCGAACCAACGAGAAACACACGAUUUGACUCGAUGUCAUCAGAGUUUAGUAACCCUGAUAAAUUUCCUUACAGUACUGGUUUUGACCAGCCUAGGUACUCGAACAGCGAUACAGGAUUUUGUUCGUAUGACCAAUCGAGGCAAUUUCCAUACCCGGCUGAUUUCAUGAUGACUCAGUACAAAGCAAACACGCCUUCAUUUAUAUAAACCAGUUAUUUCGAACCUGACAAUAUAAAUUAUAUAUAGCAUAGGUGAACUUAGAGAUUAAACACAAGACCUGGAAAUUGCUGUCUACACUAUUAAUGAGAGAAAGAAAAAUUAAAUUAGCAAAUUCUUUGUUAUCAGAUAAAUUUAGUUAAUAAAUUUCGGC